Molecule: messenger RNA, 3126 nt
Organism: Pocillopora meandrina
Lineage: Eukaryota; Metazoa; Cnidaria; Anthozoa; Scleractinia; Pocilloporidae
Source: the annotation of a GenBank genome assembly
AUGCCACGCGAUCCUUACCCUUUCCCAAGACUUCAGAAUGACAGCGAUUUUUGUGGACAGCAAGGAAAACAGGUAAACUUUGCACAAAUUUUCAAAUCACGGUAGUCUAAUCUCGAGAGAUUCCUGUCUGUAAAAGUUCCCAAAUGUUUACAUACAUGUUGCUGUUACUAGGAUCAACUAAGUAUGUGAAAUCGCCUCGCCAACAGUGAACAAAAGAAAAGGGACAGAUACUGUAGGAAUGUUCCUUCUUCAUUUUUAUCCAAAAACUCACGGAAUGUAUUAUAAAAGGAUAAUAGCCUUUGAAAAUAUCCAGCGAACAAAGCUGUGAAUUCGCAUGGCGACUAUUCGAAGUUUUAAUUGACCAGCCAAGCGAUUUUCAGCUUCCGCAGACACCGAUUUCAUCUUUAAAAGUAUUACUUAAAGUUCUUCGUAAACAGCAAUGACAAACAAUAUGUGUUUACAGCGUAUAUAGAUAUCCAAGCUUAAGAUAAAUCUAAGUCUUACUUUAAAAAAAAUGAGAUUAAAAAAAAUAAGUUCACGAUAUUCAUGAAAGAAAAAGAACCUUUGAAUAGGACAAGAGGCCAAUAUUCAGAUUUUCAACCACUAUUUUUUUAUUUGGUCUUUAAGGUUAAAGAGAAGGGAACGUUGAUGCAGGAAGGCCAAGAAGGAACACCGUGGGACAGACUCAACAAAACAGCAACGCUGGCGAGUUCCAGGAGAGAAGUCUUUCAUUAUGAUCCACAGGUGCAACUUUUGUUUAUUUUUACACUAACAGUUUUGCAUGAAUAUCUUACUUCAUAAGGUAAUUUAAGCCUCAUUAAUAAACAUUCGCAAGCCAUUUAUAUGUAAUUUACUUCAUCAAGUUCUCUUUUCUGUCAUAUAUCAAAAAAGGAAACUUAAUGAAGUGAAUUACCUUUGAAUUGAAAGCUUGAUUACUUCCCUCAAGAAGCAUAAAGUGCCCUUGUCGAGUCCUAGAUACCAGUAAACUUCGUGUUUUGCUGAGUAACAGCCCUGUCCUUAAGCAAUCGGCUGUGUCUAAAUGCUGGCUGAGUCAUAGAUUUACAAAGGAUUUCCACUUAGAGGUUCUUUCAAACUUCUGAGGUGUAUCGAAUGUUUGUUUAGAAAUGCGGUUACCAGGCAUUUAGACACUUUUUUAUGUACUCAAAAAUGCAUCUAGCUACCAAGAGACUAAGAGGAAUGUUUCUGCUCCUCUAAAAUUCACUAGAGAAACUUGCUAUCAUGACUACUGCUAAAUCUCAGCUCUAAAGCUUUUGAUCUCAUUUGCCUUUCAUUGCAGGCACCAAAUGACAGCUUGGAUUUUGUCAUCAAAUCAACAUAUGACCAUCACCAAGAGUUCCUUCAUUCCAAAGCUGAGACUUUGGUACAACCAGAAACAGCUAAUUUACCACAUGGGUAAGGCAUUUUUGUUUUGUUGAAUAAAAAGUAACUUCUCUCCUGUAAUAUGCACUCAUUACAUUGAGAGUACACAAACUUAUCAGGUAAAAGUUAUUAUUUUGAUCCAACACCAAAUUCUCAUAAUUAAUUUACAAGGAAAUGUGCAGCAACUACAGUGGAGAAUUGACAUUCAGAUCUUAGGUGUUCAAGGGAGAAACACCGUGUAAGAGCUGUGUCACAUGGCCUGAUUCUUUCGUGUACCAAUGUUGUCCUGUUGGACUCAAUAUUUCCAUACCUCUUUGAAAUUACUUUGAAGGAUUUUCACUUGAAAGUCAAGGAUAUUUUUGGCAGUCAAUGUUUGAACUAUCAGAAAUACAGAUGUAUAUAUUUUUAUUUUCAUUACUUAGUUGUUUGGUAAAUAGCAACUUCAUAAUUUUUCAGAAAAUCAUAAAAAAAGGGAAAAAUUAGAAAUAUAUCUUAAGAGAAUUAGAUGUUUGUGGAGAUGAGGGCAGUCCUGUUUCUUGAACUGUAGUGGGCAAAAUAGCUGUAACAUUAGCCUGUAACAUCUGUUGAAUUUUACACUAAGAUGUUUUUACAUCAUAUUGGCAUAGGCGUGUCCUUAAGAAUAGACCUCCUCCAGAAGCACCAGAAAUUGACCUCUAUAAGCUUCCACUGAUGAAAAGCACUAGCGUACAGCGGCAGAGUAUACACAGUAUAAAUGGUGCUAUUGGUGAGUCUGGGAAAUUGUCUUUUAAAAACUUUUUCAUAAGAAUUGGAGCAGCUUCAGUACAUCCACGGUUUUUGUGUGUAAAAAAAUUUAGCUGAAAUUUUUCCCCAAGUGUCAUCUACAACCUGUGUCAAUAUAUCUGUCCCUGUUUGGUUUGAUAAACCAAAUAUUCAGGAGCUCCUUUAAACUUGUGGUUACUAAUAUAGUAUCUAUUCUACAAUUUGUCAAUCAAAGAAUCAGUUUCAUGACUGAGGUUUGUGGUUUUUCGGACAAAAGAAUUUAGAUCUUAAAAAUUUUGGAGCAUAAUUUGUUUUUGCUUUAAAUAAAUGGUUGUGAAUAUCACAAGCUGAAACUCCAACUUCUGUCCUAUCAUAUCACCAUCCAAAAACUCCAUAUUUCUCUACUACAUGUGGCAGGCCUGAAGUGAUAAAGUAUAGCAACAUAAUUCAAAUUCUUUGUUGCCUUCUAUAGAGAGUCACCACAGUGCAGCAACAAAUGGCGGGUACUCUAGAAAACAUGAUGGAGGAUUUUAUACUUGUUAAUAUUCUUUUCUCCCUUUAACUAACAUGAAAAGCUACAUCAAGAAAAAAUCAUUGUACAAACAUUGUGUGUAAUUGCAAUUAGUAAUCUUUUAAUAAGUUAACAUAAAUUUAGUGUCUUUUCUCUGCAUAUCUUAUGGUUUAUUUUACAUUAUUGUUUUGUGGCCUCUGUAAAAUGACACUUUUCACUGGAUGUGUACUUAUUUCAUAAACCAAGAUACAACUCACAAUGUUCACAGAUGGCCUCUUUUAGUUUAAAUCUAUGUAAGAUGCAAAGUUAUUCUUAUAACAAUCCUUUCUUGUCUUAUUUCCACAAAAAAAUUGUGUGAUACUACAGAAAAUUCUUUCAUUAAUGUCACCUUUUAAUUAAUAGACUUGAACUGUAAAUUUUAACUUUCAAAUAUAAUUGCUGAUUUCUUAUGGUAACAAAUGCUAAAAAAAUAUUUUGAGGGAAAAAGUUGCCCC